Amoebophrya sp. A25 is the source of this 490-nucleotide messenger RNA. The record is from the annotation of a GenBank genome assembly. NCBI's taxonomy places the organism in Eukaryota, Dinophyceae, Syndiniales, Amoebophryaceae.
ACGAAGCAGAUGCCUAUCGAGGAGUUUUUGCCACCGAUCUAUUGUCCAAUCGAUUUGGAAAAACUGGCGCGGCAACUUCCAACGAGCUUCGGCGGAAACACGCCUGAUGGCGUGGGGGUGAUGCAGCCAGCAGGCAUGCCGUCACUCCCGCCGCCUCGCAAAGUCAGUCCUGAGCCGGUAGAGGAAGGAAAGCUGCGCGAGACGGGCGGCGCUCUUGGUUCGAAUGCCGCGGCGGGCUCGACGGAGGGUGACCCCGACGUAGCAGAUAUGUCGAUUGCGCAAGAUCCAGAUCUUGAUGGCCUAGAAAGCGGAAACUUGAUGCGCGAGCAGUGGGUGAAAAAAGGGCCCCAGGCGGAGCAAGAGGGGCAACAAGUGCCCAUCCCGAGAGAGCUGAUUCAGGGUUCCCUAGACGACACUCGAAUGCGGCGAGGGGCCGCAGCCGCACAGCACCACCAAACGAGAGUUGCUCCGGAAUCUGGGGACGAUGCGU